AUGCCUGGUCUUCCAUACUCUGUUCCCUCGAACUAUGUGAUCCGUCUCAUCGAGACCGACCCUCUCGCCGCCAGCCUCGGCCAACCAGAGCACUUGGUGCAGCCUCACCCGUCGCAGCCGUCGCAUUUUCAGUUCCCGCGCACCUCGCUGCACCAAGCGACGCUGCAGUCACAUUUCAAGGGACCCCAUGCGCCCAGCAGCGUGCUGGCGCCAAAGUCCGGCACCGCGUUCGCCCCAGCCACCGACAUCCGCGAGUCGCUGCGCGCGUACCACAUUGAGAUCGAGACGCCGGGCGUCACCGAGGAGAACAAGAGCGACCUCGUCAUCACGUGGAUGAGCCCGCACACCUUGCUCGUGCAGGGCAUCGCCACCCGACCGAAGAAUAUCGGAUUGAUGGAUCAGGAGGAAGGACAGAGAGUGUGGGAGGGCGAGGGCGAGGGAUGGGCCGCCGAGGCGGGACAUGGCAAGCCCCAGGAAGACACUGACGGGGGCCCAAUCCAGCGCGAAAAGUCCCGCGAGACGAUGGAGGAGGAGGCGCUGUCGGACACGACGCCGACAAUCCUGCUCUCGGAGCGCCGCGUGGGUGCGUGGCGCCGCACCUUCACCCUGCCCGAGGACGUCGAGAUGAAAGAGCUCAAAGCCCGGCUGGAAGGCGGGUUGCUGCGCAUCGACCUGCCCAAGCGCAGCCUCGAGGAUAUGGCGGCGCUCAAGGGCGCCGGCGUGAGGAUCGAGAUCGAAUAA
Molecule: messenger RNA, 741 nt
Organism: Cladophialophora psammophila CBS 110553
Lineage: Eukaryota; Fungi; Ascomycota; Eurotiomycetes; Chaetothyriales; Herpotrichiellaceae
Exons: 2
Coding region: 1-741 (246 amino acids)
Biological process (GO): protein folding; response to heat; protein complex oligomerization
Source: RefSeq, a predicted model, not a curated record